AUGGCACCUUUUGAAGCAUUAUAUGGUCGAAAGUGUGGAAGUCUUGUACGUUGGAAUGACUACAGUGAGAAUCUUGUCUUAGGAACAGAGUAUAUUGAGGAAAUGGUGAAUAAAGUGAAGUUGAUUCGUUCGAGAAUUCAAGCUACACAAGAUAAGAAAAAAAUCUAUGCCGAUUUGAAAAGGCGAGAUGAUGAGUUUAAUGUGGGUGAUAAAGUCUUUUUGAAGGUCUCAUCUACAAAAGGAGUGAUGAGAUUUGGAAAGAAGGGCAAAUUGAGUGCCAAGUAUGUAGAUCCUUAUGAAAUUUUCGAACGUGUAGACAAGGUUGCUUACAAAUUGGCAUUACCUAUGGAAUUUGAGAAAAUGCAUGAUGUGUUUCAUGUCUCUCAGUUGAAAAAGUAUGUUCCUGAUUCAAAGCAUGUGUUACAACCUAAAUCAAUCCAAUUGGAUGAGACUUUGACUUAUGAGGAAAGACCUAUGAAAAUUUUGGAUUAUAAGGUGCGUAGUACACGCAAUAAGGACGUGAGAAUUGUUAAAGUUCUUUGGUCAAACCAAGAGUAUGAGGACGCUACUUGGGAGGCCGAGGAUGAUAUGAGAAAGAGAUACCCUGAGUUAUUUAAUGAGGUGAGUUACAAGGGCGUAACUCUUGUUCUUUAA
Molecule: messenger RNA, 654 nt
Organism: Chenopodium quinoa (quinoa)
Lineage: Eukaryota; Viridiplantae; Streptophyta; Magnoliopsida; Caryophyllales; Amaranthaceae
Exons: 1
Coding region: 1-654 (217 amino acids)
Source: RefSeq, a predicted model, not a curated record